AUGAACCGUGAUCUGCCAAUUUCUCUGUCUCUUCUGGAAGCAGCAAAGGCUGGCCACAGCAAACAGUCAUCUGAAAGUCAAGAGCAGAUGAAUAGCAAAGCUGACAUUUUCCCCCAGUACUUGAGUCAUCUGGACAUGGUUAAGUUUGAGGAAAUCUACGAGGUCUCCGACCAAGAAUUCAUAUGUGCCUGGCCGGACUGCGGCAAGAAGCGCAUUUCUCCCACGCCAGUGAUUUCACUACGUUCGGUACCACGAAACCCAGAAAAGUGUGGUCUGUCCCCACGACUGCUCGAUGGAUAA
Molecule: messenger RNA, 300 nt
Organism: Fulvia fulva
Lineage: Eukaryota; Fungi; Ascomycota; Dothideomycetes; Mycosphaerellales; Mycosphaerellaceae
Exons: 1
Coding region: 1-300 (99 amino acids)
Source: RefSeq, a predicted model, not a curated record